AUGGCGAGGGGGCCGAGGGGAAGGUUGCUGCUCGGUGCUGUCCUGCUGCACUUUGGACAGCUCGUAGUUAGCCAAGAGGCACCAGACAAAGUCAACGGCUUCAGCCUACACCCGCCCUACUUGAACAUCGCACAAGGGUCCAAGAUUGCGGCCACAGCCACUUGCGGAGAGGACGGAUCGGGCAGGCCGAGAUUGGACCUCUACUGUAAACUGGUAGGAGGACCAGCUGCCGGAGUCUCCAGCCAGACGAUCCAGGGGCAAUUCUGUGAUCACUGCCUGUCUGAUGAUGCAUACAAAGCUCAUGCAAUCACCAAUGCCAUCGAUGGUACUGAGCGCUGGUGGCAAAGCCCACCUCUUUCACGUGGACUGCACUACAAUCAAGUCAAUGUCACUCUGGAUUUCGGUCAGCUUUUUCAUGUGGCUUAUAUUCUUAUCAAGUUUGCUAAUUCUCCACGUCCUGACCUUUGGGUGCUUGAAAGAUCAGUUGACUUUGGAAGAUCCUACAGCCCAUGGCAGUACUUUGCACAUUCCAAGCGUGAUUGUGAGGAUAUAUUUAGAACAAGAGCCCGUGGGAGGAUUACAAGAGAUGAUGAUGUUAUCUGCACUACAGAAUAUUCCCGGAUUUUACCCCUUGAGAAUGGCGAGAUUGUUAUAUCUUUGGUGAAUGGUCGUCCAGGAUCCACAAACUUCAAUGAUUCUCCUGUCUUAAGAGAAUUCACAAAGGCUACGAACAUCCGACUACGAUUUCUUAGGACCAACACCUUAUUGGGUCAUCUAAUUUCUAAGACUCAAAAGGAUCCCACAGUCACUCGAAGGUAUUACUACAGCAUCAAGGACAUCAGUGUUGGAGGCCGAUGUGUUUGCAAUGGGCAUGCUGACAGGUGUCGCGCAAAGAGCCCAGAAAACCCAUUCCAGUUGCAGUGUGAGUGCCAGCACAACACAUGUGGAAUAUCAUGUGACCGGUGUUGCCCUGGAUACAGUCAGAAACAAUGGCAACCAGCUACUACUUCAUCUGCAAAUGAAUGUGAAUCCUGUAAUUGCCAUGGGCAUGCCAUAGAUUGUUAUUAUGAUGCUGAAGUCAGCCGGCGCAGAGCAAGCAUGAACAGCUUUGGGCACUACGAAGGUGGAGGUGUUUGCUUGAACUGCCAGCACCACACAGCAGGAAUAAAUUGUGAACGAUGUGCUCCAUUUUACUAUCGACCAUCUGGAAUUCCAAAGGAGGCAGUGGAUGGCUGUUUAUCCUGCAGGUGUAACCCUGAAUUUGCAGAUGGAUGUGAUGGAACAACAGGUCUGUGUCACUGCAAACCUCAGUACACUGGUGAACACUGUGACAGAUGUUCCCUUGGAUACUACAACUUCCCUCAGUGCGGUUAUGUACCAGUUUAUUCCACAUCCAGGCCAGUAACAGUAGACCCAUCAGCUGGAGAUUUCCAAAAUUGUAAAUGUAAUGUGCAGGGCACAGUGGCAAAUAUCUGUCAUGUAGAUCCUCAUACUCAACGUUGUGAUUGCAAACCACAUUACACUGGUCCAUACUGUACUCACUGUGCCAUAGGAUAUUUUGGGAAUUAUUGUCAACAAUGUCAGUGUUACAGUGCUGGAGUGACAAAUCAAGUGUGUGAUCCAAACACAGGACAGUGUUUGUGUCGAGAUGGAUUUCAAGGGUAUUUCUGUGAAAGUUGCUCAACAGGAUAUUUUCGGUUCCCCUACUGUGAGCCAUGUCGGUGUAACAAUGUCGGAACGCUACCUGAACACUGUGAUGACUCAGGAAGGUGUCUCUGUCGGGCAGAAUUUGCCGGCAAUCAGUGUGAUCAAUGUCGCCCAGGAUAUCAUUCAUUCCCACAGUGUCAAGCCUGUUCCUGUGACCAAAUGGGGUCAAUAGAUAACAACUGUGACUCUACUGGACGCUGUCGCUGUCAUCCAAAUUUCACAGGACCAACAUGUUCCUACUGUGCACACGGUCACUAUGGUUAUCCCACUUGUUUGCCGUGUGGGUGCUCUGCAGAUGGUUCUUAUGGUGCUGAAUGUGAUCAGACCACUGGAAAAUGUAACUGCCGACCACGAGUUACUGGACAGCGCUGUGAUACUUGUGUUCAAGGAGCAUACAAUUUCCCUGCUUGUCAAGUUACUGACUGCAAUUCAGCUGGCACAGUGAAACAUGAUCCUCCAUCCCAGUUUGGUUUCUGUCAGUGCCUGGCAAAUGUCAAGGGGUCUAAAUGUGAUCAAUGCAAGUCACUCUACUGGAACCUGGCUGAGGAGAAUCCUGAUGGUUGCAGUGAAUGUCGCUGUAAUGUGAUUGGCACAAUUAGUGGGAUUGGAGAAUGCAAUCAGGAUGAUGGCCAUUGCUACUGUAAAUCUAACGUAUGUGAUGAGCUCUGUGAUUUGUGUAAGGAAGGACACUAUGCUUUAGAAGAGAGGCACUAUUUUGGUUGUCAAGGCUGCCAAUGUGACAUUGGAGGUUCUACUAAUCUAACAUGCAACAUGUUGUCAGGGACCUGUCAGUGCAGACCAAAUAUGGAGGGACGUACUUGCAACCAGCCACGCCGCAACCACUAUUUCCCAGAUCUUCACCACUUGAAGUAUGAAAUUGAAGAUGGCACCACACCCAAUGGAAGAGCUGUUCGGUUUGGAUUUGAUCCACAGGAGUUCCUGAACUUCAGUUGGAGAGGCUAUGCGCAAAUGUCACCUGUGCAAAAUAACGUGAGGGUAACAGUGCAUGUGGAGAAUAGAAACCUCAAUUUGUUUCGCAUCGCCUUCAGAUAUAUUAACCCCGGAUUCACUACUGUGUACGGCCAUGUAGCAAUUUACCAAGCACAGCCAAGCACAGUCCCAGAGUGUCAAGUCCACCUUUUCACAGAACUUGCCCUGCACCCAGCUGCGCUGGUGGCUGUAUUUUCGCUCUGCUUGUUAUACAAAUAUGUUCCUUUGGAUAUCUUCCCCUCGGUUGGAGCAGAUGAUGGCAUGUAUACUGUGGAUGGCAAACAGCAAUCUUCAGUUCAAAUCCCAACCUCCCACCGUACAAGGAUGGCUGUUCUCACUGGCAGACAGGUUCAGCUACGGUUUAGAAUUAAGGUUCCUGAACCAGCCCAAUAUGUGUUUAUACUUGAAUAUACCAAUGAAGACAAGGGACUACAUAAGCUUAAUGUGGCACCACUCAAUCCACUUGGAGCAGCUACACAAGGGACAUUUAAUCUGUACAGCUGCAAAUACAGUUUCCUUUGUCGGAGUGUUGCAAUUGACCCACAGAAUCGCAUUGCAGUCUUUGAUCUGCCUUCUUACGCUGACCUCCUUCUGCAAGGUACAUCAAUCAGUUUUUUACUGCACAAAGUUUAUUUAGUACCUUUUAAAGAGUUCUGCAUUGAACACGUGGAGCCUAAGGUCCACUGCAUUGCCACCCAUGGACCCAUCACAAACAGGAGCUCAUGUGUUGCAUCCAAGUAUGAAGUACCCGUGUCUUCAGUGAAGGUGAAAGAUGGACAUCUUUCAGCUGCAGACCUUCCUUCACAACCUGAUGUACCGAAAGAUCCACAGCUCUUAACUCAGCGCCCUCCAACCAUGGUGGAACCAGGAGACAUUAUUUUACUGAAAGCACCAAAGAAUCAGAUUACCUUCAAAACAAAAGUGCCAAAUGAAGGCAAACACGUGGUGCUGGUGCAUUUUUAUCAGCCUUUGUAUCCGAAAUUCCCAGUAGGGGUGAUGGUGGAUGGAGGUCGUCCCUAUAAUGGAUUUUUUAGUGCUUUCUUCUGUCCACAUGGGUUUGGAUGUCGCAACCAGGUCAUUUCAGGGAAUACAAUAGAAUUGGAUAUAAUCAAUCCAGAGUUGUCUGUCAUUCUUACUGUUCCGAAAGGAAAAGCCCUUUGGUUGGACUACAUCCUAAUUGUUCCUUCAGAAAGUUAUGAUCCUGACUUACGAAAUGAAAAGCCUUUGGACAAGUCAUUUGAUUUCAUUACUGCCUGUGGUGGAAAUAGCUUUUACAUCAACCCAGCUACAUCAUCCAGAUUCUGCCUGGACUCAGCUAAGUCACUGGUAGCAUUCUACAAUAAUGGAGCUCUCCCUUGCCAGUGUAAUGGAGAAGGUGCAACUAGUCCCACAUGUAAUCCAUUUGGGGGCCAAUGUUCCUGCCGGCCAAAUGUUAUUGGGCGUCAAUGUAACAGAUGUGCCACUGGCUAUUUUAUGUUCCCCAACUGUCGACCUUGCAAUUGUGGCAAACGCCUGUGUGAUGAGGUCACAGGCCAAUGCAUCUGCCCUCCCCAAACCGUUAAACCUUCAUGUGAGACAUGUGAGAAACAGACCUUCAGUUACCAUCCUUUAAUCGGCUGUGCAAAGUGCAACUGCUCACGAGAAGGAAUCAUUAAACCUACAAACCCAGACUGCAACCGACAAACUGGGCAGUGCCGAUGCAAAUCGAAAGUAACAGGCCGUCAGUGUGACCGCUGUUCUGUCAGUUACUCCCGUUACCCAGAUUGCAUUCCCUGUAACUGUAACCGUGAAGCAACACAGCCAAAUGUGUGCGAUCCCAUAACUGGACAGUGUCUUUGCAAGGAGAAUGUAAUUGGUGCACAGUGUGACAUCUGCCGACCUGGCUCAUUCUAUCUUGAUCCAGCCAAUCCCAAAGGCUGCACCAGCUGCUUUUGCUUCGGAAUAACAAAUGAGUGUCGAAGUUCUGAUAAGUCCAGGACUAAACAUAUGCAAAUGAAGAAAUGGAAUUUACUCACGGGGAAUAAACAGAGUAUUCCAGUUGUUUAUAACCAACGGAGUAAUACUGUCGUUGCUGAUGUACAAGAACUACCAGAUGUUAUUCGUGAUUUAUACUGGUUAGCCCCGGAGUCCUACCUGGGAGACAAGGUCUCUUCAUAUGGUGGCCUCCUGACAUAUCAAAUAAAAUCCUUUGGCUUACCAAGUGAAGGGAUGACUUUACUUGAGAAAAGGUCCGACGUUGAAUUGAGAGGUGAACAGAUGACUGUCGUGUACUUUGAUCCCCGGAAUCCACUUCCAGAUCGAGUUUAUCAUGGACAGGUCCGACUUUUAGAGGAUAACUUUCGACAUGCUGUCAUUAACACUCCAGUAACUAGGGAAGACUUCAUGCUUUUGUUGAGCAAUUUGGAGGAACUACACGUUAGAGCACUUUAUUAUUCACAAACACAACGCCUUUCCCUUGGCCAAGUUCAACUCGAGGAAGCCUCUGUUUCUGGAACUGGAAAUCCUGCUACUGAUGUGGAAGUGUGCUCAUGUCCCCAAAACUACUUGGGAGAUUCCUGCCAGAAAUGUGCCAUUGGACACUACAGAGAUUGGAAUGGCUUCUUCUCAGGGCACUGCGUACCUUGUCGCUGUCAUGGACAUUCAGAACAAUGUGCAGACCGAUCUGGAAGAUGCAUCGAUUGUAGACAUAACACAGAAGGAGAUCACUGUGAACGAUGCAAAUCAGGUUUCUUUGGAAAUGCUGCCCAAGGUACCUGCAGUUCCUGUCCUUGUCCAUACACACAACCCUCCAACAACUUUGCCACACAAUGUGGCGAGAUUAAUGGUGCCUUUCAGUGCAUGUGUAAACCGGGCUACACAGGAUCAAGAUGUGAGAGGUGUGCUCCGGGUUACUUUGGAAACCCUCUGGAGAUAGGAAGUGAAUGUAGACCUUGUCAGUGUGGACAUUCAGGUUCUACAAGUUGUGACCCCUUGACCGGCCAAUGCAGCAACUGUCAAGAUUGCACAAAUGAAGAACCCAAGGAUACGAGUUCUGAUGAGAAGUGUGACACCUGUGACAGUUGCGUGGAAACUCUGUUGCUUGACUUGAACAAAAUGGAUUCCGAUCUUCAAAAGAUCAAAUUUCAGCUUCAGAAUGCAAACACAAGCACUGCUGCACAGCAUCGUAUGAACAAUUUAGACAAGGCCAUAAAAAACACUGAGAAUCAACUAAAGGUGUAUCAGGCCACUGUGGAACGGCAGGUAAAAAAGACUGAUGAUUUGGAAAAUGACAACAUGAAUUUCAUUCAAGAUGUCCAUGCACUUGAGGAAAAGGCGGAAAAGAAUUCGCGAACUACUCAACUGUUGCUCACUUCAAUCAAUGUGACUUAUCAGCGUGCACAAGACAUGACGACGAAUAUAGGAGACGUGUUGUUGAAGAUCUUGGAAAUGUUGAAGACCAUGAACACCCUUGAUUCCUCAUCUGGCACUGCACCCAAGCUAGAUGAAGUGGAACGGAUGCUCAAUGAAAUGAGAAAUCGCAAUUUCGACAAGGAGAGAAGAGUGGCUGAGAGAGGGAAGCAAGAGUCAAAAAUAUUGCUUGACCGUAUUAAGAAUGGACUGGUAAAAAAUAUUGAAGAGAACAAGCAACUCGCAAGUAAUAUAAAGGAUGCACUAAGUUUAUAUCAGUCUAAGUUAAUGGAUCUUCAAGACGCAAUGACUGAAGCAGCCAAUCUAACUCGAAAAGCUGAAGACCUCAACAGAAUUAAUUCCAUUUCACUGGAAGCUAUUAAGAAGAAACAUGGCGAAUUAGAUAUUAAGCAGGCGGAAAUUGCAAGUUUGCUUCAAAUGGCGGAAGUCACUCUUACUAAUCUGAACAACAUGCUCCGAAUGUUGGAUGAAAGCCAGGAGAAUUAUGAGAAACACGGAGCACAGUUAGAUGGAGCCUUAUCAGCACUUGAAGACAAAAUUAAAAAGCUCUCAAAUGCUAACAACAAGGAGCCCAUUGUGGUUAGUGCUGAGAAACAUGCUGAAAACUUGGAUCAACUGUCAAAGCAAAUCCAGAGAGCAAUAGAAGAAGUGAACCAAGAUGCCUUAAUCCAACGUGUAGUCAAUGCCUCCGAUGCCUAUGAGAAGAUAAUCAAUGCAGUGGAUGCAGCAGAGAUGGCAGCCAAUAAGGCGGCAAAUGUAUCACAUAUUGCUUUGCAGGCUGUGGUGAAGGAGAAUUUGCCUGGCCAAGCACAUGAGUUAAAAACCAAAAGUGAUGACAUUUUGUCCACGACAAAUGGAUUGAAAAGCACCUUCACAGAUGUUUCAUCAAAGCUUACAGAUGCAACUAAUCGCCUCGGCACUGCAACACUUAAGAAGAACCAAUUGCAUUUUGAUCUUGCUUCACUUCAGACCAAAGUCAAACAAAUAAAUAGAGAUGAUGUCGGUGAGACUUUAGACAUGGCAAAAGACGCAGCUAAAGAAGCAAAUGAUACUGCUAACAGGGUGAUGUCUAAAUUGCAGCCAAUAAUUAUUGAUGUAGGAAACCUCAACAAGACAUCAGAGAAUAUUGCAAACACUACAGCUAUUAACAUAGCUUUAAAGGAGGCUGAAAAUUCAGUAAAAAAUUUGACCAAUACCCUACCAGGCCUUGUGAAGAAGCUAAAGGAUUUAAGCCAAAUACAACCUGUCAAUAACAUCUCCAAGAAUAUAGGCCGAAUCAGGGAACUUAUUGAUCAGGCCAGGGAAGCUGCUAAUAAGAUAAAUGUGGCAAUGAAAUUCAACGGUGAUUCUGGUGUUGAAGUACGUCUUCCUGAUAAUCUCGAUCACUUAAAAUCUUACACAUCUUUACUGUUAUACCUCAAACGGCCAGAAGUCCUACCACCCCGAGGAGAUGCUGGGAGGCGUAAGAGGCAGGAUUCCUCAAACAUGUUUGUUUUGUAUCUGGGUAACAAAGAUACAUCCAAAGAUUACAUGGGCAUGGCAUUGGAGGGUGAGAAACUUAUAACUGUCUAUAAACUAGAAAAAAAUGAAGAGAAAAUAACCUCUGAAAAAACCGUCAAUGAUAAAAACUUCGACAAUAUCAAAUUUGAAAGGAUCCUACAGUAUGGCAGCCUACACUACAGUCGAGUCAGUCCUAGUGAAGGGAAACUUGUUAACAGCGUCCCAGUUAACGCAACCGCAAAAGGAAAUGGCUUGCUACUUAAUCUUGAUCCAAAGAAUACAGUCUUCUAUGUUGGAGGAUUUCCCCCCACCUUUGUGCCUCCGGUUGCCUUAAGGUAUCCAAAGUAUAAGGGUUGCAUUGAACUUGGUGUCUUGAAUGAGAAACUGAUCAGUUUAUACAACUUUGAACGAACAUUCAACAUCAAUACGACUGAAGACAGACCAUGUGAAAGAUAUAAGCCAACUAAAGAACCAGGAAGAGAUGGUUUUUAUUUUGAUGGAACUGGAUAUGCAUUAAUUAAAUUGUCUGGUUAUUCAAAAAAAUUAACAAUUGAACAAACAAUUCGAAUUUCAAGUAAAAAUGCAGUGCUGUUAUAUUUGGAGAGCAAGGAUUCAAGCUGUGUUCUAACUGUGGAAGAUGGAAAGUUGGUGCUCAGAUAUCACCUCAAAUCCAAUGCACCCAAGAGUGCCCAAUCAUCAGUCCAACUAAACACCAACGAGGAGAUUGCGAUCAAACUCAUAAUGGUCAGAAAGGAUGGACGUACUGUUGUAACUGUCAACACUACACAUGUUCUGGAUGAGCGUAAUACUUUCAAUGAGUUGGAUUUCCCUAACUAUUACCUUGGAGGAAUACCAUCACAAAUCAAGGAAGGAUUGAACAUACCUGUAAAAACAUCAAUGCGGGCCUGUAUGAAAAAUCUGAAAGCUAAUGAAAGGAACAUUGAUCUGUCCAAUGAACCUAUUAUUGGUGUUAGCAAAGGCUGCUCACAAGCACUCCUGCUGGUCCGUACUGCCUACUUUAAUGGCAGUGGGUUAUUGGGACUUCCUGCAUCUGAUUUGAACAUCCCCCAAAACUUCCACAUUGGAUUUGGUUUUGCAACAAGUCAGUUGAACAGUCUCCUGUUCUCAUAUGAAAAGGAUAACUUUGAAGUCUUCCUGGAAAAUGGUAAAAUGAAGGUCAGUUUACUGGGCAACGUCCUACAGUCUCAAAGCUCCUUCAAUGAUGGUGCCAACCACUAUGUAUCAGUCCAGAACACAGGAAAUCUUGUCAAUCUGAAUGUGGACGAUUUAGAGAGGCUGACAGGAAAAAUAACAUUGGGUCAGCCUGGAACAAAAAGUUUGGUUUACCUGGGUGGGGACAAAGACACAAGGAAUUUUGAUGGCUGCAUCAGCAACGUCUUUCUACAAAGGGACCAUGAAUCACCCAGAGUUGAAAAUUUGGCACUUUCAACUGAGGACACUGGAGUAUACCUGGACACCUGUCCCCAACAGAGAGCACCAGAAAUGCUCAUGUUGAAAGAAGGCAGAAAAUGGAAUGGUCAAGAGACAAUUAAAAUGAACAAGAAUGGAAAGAAUCAUAAGGUUAUUCCUGAUCAUUCAACAAAGGAGAAUACAGGGCAAGAACCAAAGGACUGCAUGUUGUCAUGGCAACCUAAAUCAAUCAAUGGUGCCUAUCAGUUUGGAGAUUCACCAGACAGCAGAUUGGAGUAUGACUUUAUUCCUGAAUCAUUUAAAGAGAGGUCAACAUUCUCCAUUGAUGUGCGAACAGUUGCAACAGAAGGAACCAUCUUUUAUGUAGCAGAUAAGUCAGGGAAAUCCUACAUGACACUUUAUAUUUCAAGAGGUCGUUUCUUCUUUUCCUUUACUGUUAAUGAGAAGAAACUGAAAAUUAAGAGCAAAGUUAAGCACAAUGACGGAAAGUGGCAUACGGUGGUGUUUAGCAGAGAAAAUAAUAAAGGAAAGCUUAUUAUUGAUGGACUUCGGACUCGACAUGCCAACGUUAGUGAUAGUGCACUUUUGAAAGUUGAAUCUCCAUUCUAUUUGGGUGGAUUACCCUCAGACAAAAGGCGACGCAAUAGGAAGCUACAUGGUUUUCAGGGAUGUCUAAGAAACUUUAAACUGGAUGGUAGUGAACUGAAUUCCCCAUUACGCACAUUUGGAGUCACACCAUGUUUCGACGGCAAGUUUAAGCAAGGAGCCUAUUUCUCAGCCAAAGGAGGAUAUGUUGUUUUAGAGAACUCAUUUAUGGUGGGCAAGGACUUUGAGCUCCUCUUUGCAGUGCGUCCUCAAAGCCAGACUGGAAUCCUCUUUCACAUCAACAGCUCCCAAGGAAAUUAUCUCAGUCUAUAUAUGCACAAGGGAAAGGUUACUGUCCAUGUCAACAAUGGAGCUGGUGAUUUCAAUACAUCAGUCACACCUCAAUCACUGUGUGAUGGACAGUGGCACAGAAUAGCAGUGAUUAAAAGAAAUAAUGUGGUGCAACUUGAUGUGGACACAGAACGUGACCAUGUUGUAGGACCUGCUGCUUCACUCUCCACUGAUACUGCCGACCCUCUCUACGUCGGUGGCAUCCCAGAUAAUGUACAGUUACAUCAUUUGCCAACUCGUAAUCCAUUCUUUGGCUGCAUGGGGGAAGUAACGAUCAAUGCGAAGCCAGUAUCAUUCAAGAAAGCGGUGGCAGUUCAUGGUGCUGUUAGUGUGACUCGGUGUCCUGUCAUGUAAAUCCAGCUGCUGUCUAUAACUGCAAAGAUAAUUUAACCUUCCUGCACUUGAUUGUAAUAGACAACUGAACCACUGUCAAAAUGCAGAACCAUUAAUUUAUUGUAACUUGGACUUUGCGUUCUUUUCAUUUCAGUUAAUUGAAUUUGACACAUUUAUGGUUUGGCUUUUCAUAACAGCAAUUUUUACAAUUAAAAGAAAAAUGACCCACUAACUUCUUAAAACGCCAUACAGAUAUUUUAUUCCUAAUUGGUGCUAUAUUCUGUGGGGCCAAAUAUAUUACUAAAAUUUGCUGCUAAUUUUAUAUUUUUAUAUUUGAAUAAUUAAAUGCUAAACAUAUUUCUAAAAUAAACAUGAUUCAACCAACAUUAUCAAAAGCCUAUCAAACUGUUUUUGGAGAGUAAAUGAUCUUAUACAAGGGAAUGCUUUCCCCCACACACCGUCUGAUUGGAAACACAGGAGAAGUUAGACACAGACACAGUUACAGGUUAUAUUUCUUCCCGGGAACACCAGUCUGGCUCUUGAAGCAGUCUUGAGAGGAGCAGUGUCGUAGAUUGGAGCCUGGGACUUGUAUCUCUGCCAGUACACAUUGGUGGGCCAAUGAAAUUUCCACCAAAACAAAAUAAGAAACAGGACCAUGAUGAGGCCAUAUCACUCCUCAAGCCUCCGCCAUUCAAUAAGAUCAUGCAUGAUCUUCUCCCUGAACUCCACUGUCUUGCCCUAUCUACAUAUCCCUUGAUUCCCAACAUUUCAUCAACCCCCAUUUACCACAUCCAAUAUUCACUUCCUUCAUUAUCAAGGCACAGUGGUGCAAUCUACAAGGUGCACUGCAAUAUCUCACCAAGACCCCACCAACAGCACUUUCCAAAUACAUGACGUUUGCCACGUAGAAAGUCAAGGGUAGUAGAUGCAUGGGAACACCACCAGUAAGUUCCUCUCUAAGAGACACACCAUGCUUAUUUGGAAUUGUAUCAUUACCUCUUUGUUGCUGGGUCAGAAUCCUGAAACUUUCACCCUAAUAGCACUUUGGUGUUCCUACACUGUAGCAGUUUAAGAAGACAGCUCACCACCACUUUCUUCAGAGCAAUUAGGGAUGGGCAAUAAACAGUGGCCUGGUCAGCAACAUCCACAUUCCAUGAAUGAAUUUUUUAAAAAGUCCAUCUUGAAUCUCCUCAACGAUAGAGCAUCUAUACCCUCUGGUUGAUAAUUCCAAAGGCUAACAUACUCUGGGCGAUUUCUCGUCUUGAGCACAUCAAGUCAGUGCUGGUCAAAAACAGCCACCUGACUAUUCUAAUCCCAAUUUCCAACAAUGGACCAUAGCCUUGUUAUCCUUGGCAUUGCAGGUGCACACUUAAAUAUUCUUAACAAAACACUCUCAACACCACCACCCCCCUUCCCCCCUCCACUCCCCCUGAGAAUUAGUCCAGGAUAAACUGCUUCAUGGACCAUGCUGAGACUAUGGCAAACUGACCAAAUGGAGUAGUUAAAGUGACUAGUAUGGAUGCAUUUAAGGGCAAGUUAGAUAAAUAUACAAGAGAGAAAGGAAUAAAAGACUGUGCCAUUAGGGUAAGAUUAACUAAGGCAUGGGUCAACACCAGAAUAGAUUAGUUGUGUCAAAACGCCUCUUGUGCUGAAAAUACUUUGUAAUUGUAUGUAAACAGAAACUCAUGUUAAAUAAAAAUGCCUAACACAGAAAACAGGCAGUAAGAAUCUGAAGAAAAUUAACAGGUCAACAUUUCAGAUAGAGAGACUAGAGGAAAUUCUAACCUGAUCCAUCUGUCAGAAUGGAUGGAAAAUUGUUUCCCAACUACACUGCCCCGCCUUGUCCACAUAACCCUUCAUUCCUUAGUCUCACUCACCAUCGAUGUCCAUAUUGGGCAGGAUUGAGAACUAACAUUCCAAUUGAUAGGUUAGAUUAAAAUGCCUCUGCUUUGUGUGAAUAUCAUUCCAGCUAUAGUAUUUACGACAAGAACAAACAACCUACGUAGAUGCAAGUUGUUAUUCUUGAAACAUAGUUUAAAUUCAUUUUAAUCCUCUCCUCUGAUAUUUUCUGUAGAGAAAUAUUGUGUUUUGCCUGUAAAAUCCAUGACAAGUUUUAAUCUGAUAUUUGCAUCUAGGCAGUAUCAGAAAAGGGUACGUCAUCUCUGAGAACAUAUUGAGGGAUUCCCAUAAUCACAUGUGCUAUAAUGCUACCAUGUUGCUUUUUGUGGAAGUUUGCUGUGCAAAAACUGGCUGCUGCAUCUCCUACAUAACAACUUGCAAGAAACAUUGGACGAGAUUUUAUCUUGCUCAAAAUACACAUAUUAAAGAGUUAAAAUCUUCAAAACUACUGAAAUACUCAAAGUCUGAAUGUUUUCCAGAAUGUUUAUUCUUUUGUACUGCUACCAGGUUGGUGUCAGUGAGGAAAGAUAUAGCAGCUGAAAAGUAAUAAACAUCCUUGAUGAAUUCAUGAACUAAUGGCCAAUAAUGAACGCCAUGUAUAGCAAAAGAGUUGAUUAACACUAUAUGGAUAGAUUUAAAUCCCUGUUGCCUAACUGAAACCGGCCGUGUGGGCAGUUAACUUUGAGCUGGUUACAUCAGCUCAGCGAGAGAAUAAGGCACUUGGCUAAAGUCACUCUAAUUGUAUAUCGAGACUUAUCACACAACUUUAUCUAGGGCAUAAGCAUGAAAGCUACAGUAAACCUCCAGAUCCUUCCAGUAAAGACGCAGCCCAUGUUUCCAUCAUCCCCACUUACGUGUAAGAAAUCCAGCCAACAACCCUCUCCAGUCCAUACCGACCACCUAAUCUUCGCUUGCUAACACCAAUUUCCUGCCUACUUUAGGCUUGCUCUGGGUGAGAAUAGGUUUGGAGAAAUUCAGUGAAUUUCAGUGAUUCAAAUAACUACAGAUUUUCUGCCUGUGCUGAGAUUUGAAAUUCACUGCUGGGAAGCCCAUUCCAACUAAAAAUCUGCCUCAAACACGUGUAAUAAAACAUCUGAGAGAAAAUGUACAAUUACAUAACAUCUUUCAUGUCCCAAAACCACAUAAUAACCAAUUAAGGCUUUCCAAGUAUAAUUACCGUCUACUAGAUACAUGACUGCUCCAAUAUCAUUGCUUAAUCAGAAAGCAUCAAAACUAAUUAGUAAUAAAGUGUCACACCUUUUAGGGUAACAUUUAAAACAACUACUUACUUUUUAUUUACAAUUCAUGAAAGAAUGAUCAUUAUUUCUGAAGAAUGCAUAUCAUAACAGUUUAUGAUUUGUUCAUAACAGUAAUGGUAGGGGGAAACCUAUAUUAUUCACAAAAUUGAAUGAAGCGCCCUCCAAAACUGCUUCCAAAUGAUUUGAGUUAAUCCAAAUUUUGCCUGUCACUGCUUAGUGAAUUGUGGGAAUAUGGAAGCUUCUAACUUGUUGGUCUGUUGUUGCAAUGUAAUGUUGACCAUUUAUUUUUAAUGUUGUGUUUCUUCAUAUCAGACAGAACUUUGUCAUGCAAUCACCUCAAAUGUUCACUUUUAGGUGGAUGGUUGGAUUAGAUUUUGAUGUUGCACUGUCAAAAAUACACUAAUGCAAGACAUUAGGUGUGCAUUUUCAUUUACUCAAGUUUUGGUGUUGUUGGUAACUUGUACGAUUCCUAUCACAAUUAAAUAAAAAGUGCAUUAUCUCAA
Rhincodon typus (whale shark) is the source of this 13966-nucleotide messenger RNA. RefSeq names its product laminin subunit alpha-3-like. Gene Ontology annotation, biological process: regulation of cell migration; cell adhesion; axon guidance. Lineage: Eukaryota; Metazoa; Chordata; Chondrichthyes; Orectolobiformes; Rhincodontidae. Gene Ontology annotation, cellular component: basement membrane. Gene Ontology annotation, molecular function: signaling receptor binding. The record is from RefSeq and is a predicted model, not a curated record. Bases 1 to 10326 code for a protein of 3441 amino acids. The transcript has 77 exons.